AUGAUCAUAUGAUCGAUCGAUCGAUACUGAUAUGUGACGAUACACUUUAUGAGAAUAUCGUAGAUACUGUCAGCUCUUAACCUCAACAAAGUACUGGAUGUUAGACAUGGCCAGAAUAGAAGUUCAAGGGAACGGGGUGCAGGUUAGAGACAGUAGAAGUCUGCAUGGCACCAUGGAAAGUUUGGUGGAGAAGGAGGGCGACUCUUUCGACUCGGAUCUGGAGCUGAAUGGCUUCACCAGCGCCGACCGGCAGACCGAUAAAUACGGCUUCAUCGGUGGACCCCAACAGAGCUCCGGAGACCGCAGGGCCGAAGACGUUCCUCCCGAGGUGCUGAGACAGAGGGAAGCCAAAUGGCUCGAGAUGCUCAACAGCUGGGAUAAAUGGAUGAGCAAGAGGCACAAGAAGGUGAAGUUACGCUGUCAGAAGGGAAUCCCUCCGUCUCUGAGGGGUCGGGCGUGGCUCUAUCUGUGUGGAGGGAAGGUGAAACGGGAGCAGAACCCCAACAGGUUCCAGGAGUUGGACGAUAAGUGUGGCGAGCCUAACUGGGUGGACGUGAUCGAGAAGGAUCUCCACCGGCAGUUUCCUUUCCAUGAGAUGUUCGCGGCUCGAGGAGGCCACGGGCAGCAGGAUCUGUUCCGGGUGCUGAAGGCGUAUACCCUGUACAGACCGGAGGAGGGGUACUGCCAGGCUCAGGCUCCCAUCGCUGCUGUGCUGCUCAUGCAUAUGCCCGCGGAGGAUGCGUUUUGGAGCUUGGUGCAGAUCUGUGAGAAGUAUCUCCCCGGGUACUACAGCGCCGGCCUGGAGGCGAUCCAGCUGGACGGAGAGAUCCUGUUUUCGUUACUGAAGCGGGCGUCGCCUGUCGCCCAUCGACACCUGAAGAAGCACAAGAUCGACCCGGUGCUCUACAUGACCGAGUGGUUCAUGUGCGCGUUCUCACGCACUCUGCCGUGGUCAUCGGUCCUGCGUGUGUGGGACAUCUUCUUCUGUGAGGGAGUGAAAACCAUUUUCCGGGUGGGGCUGGUGCUGCUGAAAUGCAUGCUGGGAUCUCAGGAGAAGCUGAAGACGUGUCCGGGUCAGUGGGAGACCAUGGAGCGGCUUCGGGCCAUCGAGCCGCGCUACAUGCAGGAGAGCUUCCUUAUUAAAGAGAUUUUGGAUCUGCCCGUAUCGGAGCGGGACAUCGAGAAGGAGCACCUCUCUCAGCUGCGCCGCUGGAAGGAAACCCACGGCGAGCUCCACUGCAAAUCCCCUCCCAGAAUGCACGGCGCCCGGGCCAUCAUGGUCGCCGAGCCGCCGAGUCGGAGGGACCUGCGGCAGAACCCCACCAUCCUGGAGCAGCCGGAGGAAACUAAAGCAGAGAAGAAGAAGAGACACAAAGCAGACAAGAGGAGUAAGAAGAACGACGGUUCUACACCUCGGACACCCGGGCAGGACGGAGCGCCUCAGGACGAGGUCUCACCCGGCCAAUCAGACGCGCUGCUUAAGGACACGCCUCUACAGGCGUCCAAUCAGAGUCUGAGUAGUUCUGAACAUGACACGUACCUGUAGGGAAGGGUGAAGAACCGGCGCCACGUUCUGAUCUAAAGAUCUAAAGAUGCUUCCGGCCUGAACGGCCUUCUCUCAGGUGAACACGCCCAUUCAUUUCCCACAAUUCAAUGGGAGCAAUCACUAGUCUUUAUAUUGACUUAACAGGUGUAAUGAAGACGCCUGUAUGUUUGUCUCGAGGGUUUUUAAUGCAGUAAUGGUUACCGUGUUUUCUGGACUAUAAGACACUUCAGGGGCGCUCGGGUGGCGCAGCCAAAAAAACACGCUAGCCCCGUUAUCGCUGGGAUCCAAGCUGGUCGGGCGUCUACGUGUACAUGUACGGACCCACAGCAAUAACGAACGAUAACGAAAAACGGACCCACAGCGACCCUGACCAGGAUAAAGUAAUGAUAAAUUAUAGAAAUACAAUCAAAUAAAAUGAGACUGUAGUUCUGGGUGGGAACUGCUGUAAAGCUC
Messenger RNA from Trichomycterus rosablanca, 1999 nucleotides. RefSeq names its product TBC1 domain family, member 10Ab (gene tbc1d10ab). The record is from RefSeq and is a predicted model, not a curated record. NCBI's taxonomy places the organism in Eukaryota, Metazoa, Chordata, Actinopteri, Siluriformes, Trichomycteridae. The coding region runs from base 98 to 1546 and encodes 482 amino acids. The transcript is spliced from 9 exons.